Sapajus apella (tufted capuchin) is the source of this 1057-nucleotide messenger RNA. It is a transcript of the gene HDDC2, whose product is annotated as HD domain containing 2. The record is from RefSeq and is a predicted model, not a curated record. The coding region runs from base 186 to 800 and encodes 204 amino acids. Gene Ontology annotation, cellular component: cytoplasm. Gene Ontology annotation, molecular function: 5'-deoxynucleotidase activity. The transcript has 6 exons. NCBI's taxonomy places the organism in Eukaryota, Metazoa, Chordata, Mammalia, Primates, Cebidae.
AAGUAGGGGAGGAGGAAGAGGAGGGAGUUGGGAAGGGGAGAAGGAAGAGGGGCAGAAGGAAGAAGAAGAAGGGAAGGAGAAAGAGGAAGAAGGGCAAGAAGAGCGGGAAGGAAAACAAGGGGGAGGAGGAGGGAGGGGAGGGGCUUCGCCGCGGCCUGCUCCUCCCGGCCGGGAUCCGAGGCCACAUGGCUUCGGUCUCCUCUGCGGGCUUCUCGGGCCACGGGGCUCGUUCCCUGCUGCAGUUCCUGCGGCUGGUGGGGCAGCUCAAGAGAGUCCCACGGACUGGCUGGGUAUACAGAAAUGUCCAGAGGCCAGAGAGCGUGUCAGAUCACAUGUACCGGAUGGCAGUUAUGGCUAUGGUGAUCAAAGAUGACCGUCUUAACAAAGACCGAUGUGUACGCCUAGCCCUCGUUCACGAUGUGGCAGAAUGCAUCGUUGGGGACAUAGCACCAGCAGAUAACAUCCCCAAGGAAGAAAAGCAUAGGCGAGAAGAGGAAGCUAUGAAGCACAUAACCCAGCUUUUACCAGAGGACCUCAAAAAGGAGCUCUAUGAACUUUGGGAAGAGUAUGAGACCCAGUCUAGUGCAGAAGCCAAAUUUGUGAAGCAGCUAGACCAAUGUGAGAUGAUUCUUCAGGCAUCUGAGUAUGAAGACCUUGAACACAAACCUGGAAGACUACAAGACUUCUAUGAUUCUACGGCAGGAAAAUUCAGUCACCCUGAGAUAGUCCAGCUUGUUUCUGAACUUGAGGCAGAGAGAAACGCUAACAUAGCUGCAGCUGCCAGUGAGCCGCACUCCUGAGACAUUCUCUAAAUUGCUGCACUCCUGUAACAAACAUUAUUUUUCCAUUUCAUGGUAUUGUGUUUUGCCAUUGUUGGUCUGUUGAUUUCCCUAGAUGUGAGUCUGUUUUCAAUUGUCUGAACUUCAGCGAGAAAUGUGAUAUAACUUGGGCACUAAAAGAAGCCACAAAGCAGAGAGGUAGUCAUGAAAGUUUCAUGGAUGAAGACUGGAGGGGGCAGUGCCUUUUUAUGAACUAAAUAAAUAUUAAAUACCUAAAA